CUACUACUCUUUAACCACGUCAAUCAUGUCUGAAAAGGAGGAGGCUGUUUUCCGCUCUGCGGAAAUGUCUCUCGUACAAUUGUACGUUCCGACUGAAGUUUCAAGAGAGAUUGUAUACGAAAUUGGGCAACUUAAUCUAAUCCAAUUCCGUGAUCUUAAUGCCAAGGUUAACGAGUUCCAACGUUCUUUCGUCAAGGAGUUGCGUAAGCUUGAUAACAUUGAACGUCAAUUCACUUUCUUCAAGAAUGAAUUGAACAAGCGUUCCAUUGAUAUUAAGUCCUAUCCUUAUUCUCUGGAACUUGCUCUUGUUCAACAAUCUGACAUUGAUGAACACUAUGAAAACGCUCAAUUGUUGGAGGAUAGAGUUUCUCAAUUGAUCGACGCAAACGAAACUUUGUAUAGGAAGGAACAAGACUUGAAACUGAACAAGUACACCAUUGAAGGUGUUGAAAAAUUCUUUGAAAGCAAUGGUGCAGGAGGUGCUGUUGCUGGAGCUGUUGGAGAUCUUGAAAGUGCUGGGGUUCAACUGAACCACCAAUCUUUUAUUUCUGGUGUUAUUAACACUGACAAGGUUUCCACUCUUCAACAAAUCUUGUGGAGAGUUCUUAGAGGUAAUUUGUAUUAUCAUACUGAAGAAUUAAAGGAAAAAAUCUAUGAUCCUAAGACUAAUGAGUUUGUUUCUAAGAAUUUUUUCAUUAUUUUCUCUCAUGGAUCUUUGAUUUAUCAAAGAGUUAGAAAGAUCUGUGAGACUUUAGAUGCUGAUUUAUAUAAUGUAGACUUGACUCAUGAUUUGAGACAAGAACUGUUGAAUGAAGUCAACCGUAAGUUGCUUGAUUUAUCUACUGUUUUGGAUCAAACUGACAAUGCCUUGAAUACUGAAUUGGUUGCCAUUUCUCGUGACUUGGGCAAAUGGUGGGAAGUUAUAGCUAGAGAAAAGGCUGUAUACAAGACCAUGAACCGUUGUGAUUACGAUGACGGAAGAAAGACUCUUAUUGCCGAAGGUUGGAUUCCAACUGAUGAAAUUUCCACUUUAACUUCUACAGUUAAGAAAACUUCUCAACACAUUCCAACCAUUAUUAAUGUGUUGCAAACCACGAGAACUCCACCAACUUUCCAUAGAACAAACAAGUUCACUGCCGCCUUCCAAGCUCUUUGUGACGCCUACGGUGUUGCUGCUUAUAGAGAAGUCAAUCCUGGUUUACCAACCAUUAUCACUUUCCCAUUUAUGUUUGCCAUUAUGUUUGGUGAUUUAGGUCAUGGGGUUAUUUUAUCUCUUGCUGCUGGUACUUUAGUCUACCAUGAAAAGAAGAUUGGUGCUAUGAAGAGAGAUGAAAUCUUUGACAUGGCUUUCAGUGGUAGAUACAUCUUGUUACUUAUGGGUCUCUUUUCCAUCUACACUGGGUUUUUGUACAAUGAUUUGUUUUCGAAAUCAAUGACACUUUUCCCCUCUGGAUGGGAAUGGCCUGAGAACUUCCAACCAGGUGAAACUGUUUUUGCUAAGCAAAUCGGUACUUAUGCCAUUGGUUUAGAUUCUGCUUGGCAUGGAACUGAGAAUGCUUUACUUUUCACUAACUCAUACAAAAUGAAGUUAUCCAUUCUUAUGGGUUACUUACAUAUGAGUUAUUCCUUUGCAUUCUCUCUUGUCAAUUAUCUCCAUUUCAACAGUUUUAUCGAUGUUGUCGGUAACUUUAUUCCUGGUUUAUUGUUUAUGCAAGGUAUCUUUGGUUACCUUUCCCUUUGUAUUGUUUACAAAUGGUCUGUUGAUUGGGUUGCCGUUGACAAGCUGCCACCAGGUUUGUUGAACAUGUUGAUUUCCAUGUUCUUAGCACCAGGUACUGUAGCUGAACCUUUAUACGAUGGUCAAGCUAAGAUUCAAGUGGUUUUGGUCCUCAUUGCCUUGGCUUGUGUUCCAUGGUUAUUACUUUUGAAACCACUUUACUUGAAGAAACAAUUAGACAGAGAAGCUGCUGAAGCUGAAUAUCAACAAUUGGAUGGCGGUGAAGCUGCCACAGAACAUGGUCAUGAUGAUGAUGAUGAAGAACAUGAAGGUCACAACUUUGGUGACAUUAUGAUCCAUCAAGUCAUUCACACCAUUGAAUUCUGUUUGAACUGUGUUUCCCACACUGCUUCAUACUUGAGAUUGUGGGCGUUGUCAUUGGCCCAUGCCCAAUUAUCCACCGUUUUGUGGACCAUGACCAUUGGUAAUGCCUUUGGUGCCACUGGACUCGUUGGUGUCUUCCUGGUUUUCUUCCUUUUCGGCAUGUGGUUUAUCUUGACCGUCAUUAUUUUGGUUCUUAUGGAAGGUACUUCUGCCAUGUUGCAUUCUUUGAGAUUGCAUUGGGUUGAAUCCAUGUCCAAGUUUUUCGUUGGUGAAGGUAUUGCCUACGAACCUUUUGGCUUCAAGGGGUUAUUGGAUGACAUCUUGUAA
This is a messenger RNA of [Candida] anglica, 2428 nucleotides long. Lineage: Eukaryota; Fungi; Ascomycota; Pichiomycetes; Serinales; Debaryomycetaceae. The record is from the annotation of a GenBank genome assembly.